CGUUCUACUCACCUGGCAUUCAGUCACUGAGUUCGGGACCUUCCAACCUUCACACUUCGCCCACACCUUCUCCGACACAACGCCGAUUAUCGCGCGGUGCGUCCCGGUGACAAGUCGUUACACUCGCUCACACGAGUCGAUCGGAUUUCUGCACCUUCUCGACUAUAGGCGCUUCGGCAUCCGCUUCUGCUGCACCACCGCUGCGCAGCCCGCAGUCAACAUUCUCGACGGUUUACAAGCUCCGAGACGGCACAGGCCACGGCUCUAGCAACGCUGCGGAAGAACAGGUUAUUGGGUCACACAUACCUGUAACCAACCGGCCAACAGGGCAUGACAGCGACCUCUUCGUCGCUGUAUUCGCUGGUGCAUUCCAGUUUCGCUUUCGGUCUUCUGUACUGAAUCUCUCCGAGUGAGAGUUAUUAGCCCACCAUGGCCGAUCCUUUUGCGCCUCGAUCCAUGAAGCGCAAGAACGUCAAGGGCCUCGCCCUGACGCCUGCUGCGCCCAAGCCUCCCCCCACCGCUGAGACUAGCAUAGCUGGAUACGAUCCCCGUGAUAAGGAUGGCGGCGACCAGUCAGCGCAGUUGGAAAUCGGUAUCGAGUACAAGCUGGAUCUGAGACCAGAGGACCUGGAGAUUUUAAAGGAGCUCGGUUCAGGAAAUGGCGGCACUGUUAGCAAAGUCAAGCAUGUUCUGACUGGAACUGUCAUGGCACGCAAGGUCAUCCACGUGGAAGCCAAGAAGGAGAUGCGCAAGCGCAUCGUUCGUGAGCUUCAGAUCAUGCAUGGCUGCUCCUCCGAGUACAUCGUAAAUUUCUACGGCGCCUUUCUGAAUGACCACAACGAUGUCAUCAUGUGUAUGGAGUACAUGGAUGUUGGUGCUCUUGAUCGUGUAUCAAAGGUUUUCGGUCCCGUUCGAGUCGAUGUGCUAGGCAAAAUCGCUGUGGCUACACUGGGAGGAUUGACCUAUCUUUACUCGAAGCAUCACAUCAUGCACCGAGACAUCAAGCCGUCCAACAUCCUUGUCAACUCCAGGGGAAGCAUCAAGCUGUGUGACUUUGGUGUUUCUGGCGAACUGAUCAAUUCGGUUGCAGACACCUUUGUCGGAACGUCGACGUACAUGGCCCCUGAGCGAAUUCAGGGUGAGAAGUACACAGUCAAGUCCGAUGUCUGGAGCUUCGGUCUGACCAUUAUGGAAAUGGCCAUUGGCAAAUUCCCUUUCAACGCAAGCGAGCAACUCUCGGACGGAGAGUGUGCACCGGCAGGUAUUUUAGACCUUCUGCAGCAAAUUGUGCACGAGCCCGCGCCUAGACUACCAAAGAGCGAUGCCUUCCCCUCGAUUCUGGAAGACAUGAUUCAAAAGUGUCUCUCCAAGGUUCCCGACGAAAGACCUACUCCCCAGGAGCUUUUUGACCGUGAUCCAUUUGUCCAGGCUGCGAAGAGAACACCGGUCGACCUCAGAGAGUGGGCGGUGGGGAUGAUGGAGAGAGACAACCGCAAAUCUCACUUGGCGCCUCAACUGUCACCGGCCACUCGUGAUCUUCUGAACUCGAAUGAUUCUCCUACGUACCACGGCGGGUCUGGAAAUGAUAGAUCUCUCGAUACGCCAACUUCAGGAGAGAUCCCUAUAGCGGGUGCUGGUAUCAUCUCCCCGCGAGAACUCGCCAGCCACUCCAACCGUUCCCCUACUCGAAACGGGCUCAACCCCUUAAGCAGUCGACAGCCGGGCGGCCAUCCUGGAAUGGGACAGAGGAUUGUUACUACCAAUUCUAUUCCCAAAUCUGGCGAGUACCCGAGCAGCGCCGGCCCUGUGAGUGCCAAUGCCACUUCAUUCAGCCUGCCUGUUCGCCCUGCCCCCAAUGGUCCUCUCCCGCCUGCCCCUCCUCGAAAGGGGACUCCCGAUGACACAAGACGUGAGAAUCGACGACAGGCAACAUUCGGUAUGCCACCGGCGCCCAGAAGUUACGCCAAUGAUGUGUACAAUGGUACCUCCAAUUAGUUGCAAGAGGGCUCAAACUACAUCCACGGUGUUGCGCCUCAACCACACCAAGCAAAAUCACUGCAUAAUAGAGCAUCAGGCCACGCCGUUUGCCUACAACAGCCAGACUCAUCUUUCGAUCAAGGACCGAGAACCUG
Molecule: messenger RNA, 2132 nt
Organism: Colletotrichum navitas
Lineage: Eukaryota; Fungi; Ascomycota; Sordariomycetes; Glomerellales; Glomerellaceae
Product: kinase-like domain-containing protein
Exons: 4
Coding region: 430-1995 (521 amino acids)
Biological process (GO): protein phosphorylation
Molecular function (GO): ATP binding; protein kinase activity
Source: RefSeq, a predicted model, not a curated record